Cynoglossus semilaevis (tongue sole) is the source of this 1668-nucleotide messenger RNA. Its product is annotated as transcription factor IIIA-like. Lineage: Eukaryota; Metazoa; Chordata; Actinopteri; Pleuronectiformes; Cynoglossidae. Bases 35 to 1090 code for a protein of 351 amino acids. Gene Ontology annotation, cellular component: nucleus. The record is from RefSeq and is a predicted model, not a curated record. The transcript has a single exon.
UAUUGUGGAGCUGAGAAAACCUCCUGUUGUCCACAUGGAUUCGGUGGAACACAAACGUUUCAUCUGUUCUUUCCCCGACUGCUCCUCUGCUUAUAACAAAAAGUGGAAAUUAGACGCGCAUUUGUGUAAACACACGGGGGUGAAACCGUUCGCCUGUGAGUAUGACGGCUGCCGGAUGUCAUUCUGCAACCAGUCUCAUCUGGCGAGACAUGGACUCACUCACAGCGGACAGAAGCCGUUUGUGUGCGGCGAGGACGGCUGCACCGAGGCCUUCACCACCAACUCCAACCGGAGCAGGCACAUAAGCCGCAUCCACGUGCAGGGACCAAAAAUGUACGUGUGUAAGUUUGAAGGCUGUGGCCUGGAGUUCAGGAAAAACAAACAGCUGAAGUCUCACGAGUGCGAGCAGCACACACAGCUGCCGCGUUAUCGGUGCACUUACGAGGGUUGCCAGAUGCGCUUCACCUUCCCCAGCAAGCUGAAGAGACACGAGAAGGUGCACCGUGGUUACCCGUGCCAAGAGGAAGGCUGCAGCUUCACCGCGAAAACCUGGACAGACCUCCUGAAGCACCGGAAGGAGCAGCACAAGCCCACCGUGAGCUGUGACAAGUGCAACAAGACAUUCAAGGACUCCUGGUUCUUGCAUCAGCACCAGAGAGUCCACUCUGAGGAGAGGGUUGUCCUGGUGUGUCCCAAGGAUGAUUGUGACAGGUCGUUCACUACUACCUUCAACCUGGAGAGCCACAUCAAGUCCUUCCAUGAGGAACUGCGUCCAUUCACUUGCACAUAUGCGGGCUGUGGGAAGACAUUUGCCAUGAAGAAAAGCCUUCAGCGUCACGGCGUUGUUCAUGACCCAGAGAGGAAGAAGCUGAGGGCCCCCAGACCCGGGAGAUCCCUCGCAUCCAGGUUGAGCGGUUACAGUGAAAAAAAGAAAGACAAACCGGUCCGGGAUGGUGGGUCUGUCUCGACAAAGCCUCACUCACCUGUUGAGCUGCUGUCCCUCCUGCACGACACCUCCUUGUCAUGCCGCCCAGCUGUGGUGGACACACACGGACACCCCCGUGUCCUGACCUCACCUUUGACGUCGUAGGGUUUUACUGCAACAGGAGCAGGUUCUCCAUGGAAGCACUGAUGCAAAGUUUCAAGCUUGGCAUCCAAGUGACAUGGAACACUGCGGGCAUUGUUUAUAUGAGCAUCGAUUUAUGGAUUCUUUAUGUUUAUAAGAAUAUAUAUAUAUUUUUCUAAGCUAUAUAUACACAUAUAUAGUUUAAAAAUGUUCAGCAACUUCACAGCAGGUUCAUGUGGUCUUGUCUGAAAUGACAAAAAUGCUCUUUUUGUUUAAUUUAAGUUGUAUAAAGAAUUAAUAUCACCGGAUGAUGUCUCGUUAAUAGACGUCUGUUUGCACUUAUUUAAAUCACCAGUGUUAAAAUAAGGCACAUCAUAACAAAAUACGGGAAUUGUUUACCCACCGCUACCUCCGUCAGUCGGUGAUACGGUGAUUAAGAUGCCUUUUAUUUUAUAUUUUACAACGGUGACACAACUCUGUCAGCGAGACAGUAGCUCAACAGUCCUGAAAAUUAAAAAUCAAAUUUUCUGUUUGAGUGUUUCAAAUGCUGUUAUAUGUUUCACCUUGAUCAAGGCUGGAAUAAAAAUGAAAUCACAGUUGUA